This is a messenger RNA of Cyphellophora europaea CBS 101466, 1494 nucleotides long. RefSeq lists its product as uncharacterized. The record is from RefSeq and is a predicted model, not a curated record. Gene Ontology annotation, molecular function: protein binding. The transcript has a single exon. Bases 1 to 1494 code for a protein of 497 amino acids. Lineage: Eukaryota; Fungi; Ascomycota; Eurotiomycetes; Chaetothyriales; Cyphellophoraceae.
AUGUCCCCAACGUCGUUCGAACAGAAAGAUGCAGGCUCUCCAGUAGGGUCCAGAGAGAAGCCUCUUUCCGCCCUUUUGCCAGCCUUCGAACCCUUCUCGUCCCCAGCCCUUCCACGACCUCUGAAGCGAACUCGUGAUGAAUUCGAUGACCGCGCCAAAUACCCCACCCCAGUACCGACUUCAUCUACACAUAUCCUAACGUCGUCACCUAUCCGCGGCCAGGCUAGUCAACCGGCUGUUGCGAGAACACUUUCGGCCCUUUCCGAGCGUGCACCGUUAGCUGCAGUCCCAUCUAUCGAUCUCAGUGCAGAUGGUCGGCCUACUCGAAUCGGCCGGUCCAGCGCAUCGUGUGAUUAUCAACUGUCUUCAAACCGCUUGGUCUCAAGGGUUCACGUCGUUGCAACUUACAAGCCAGCUACCAGCAGUCUGGAUCGAGAGAAGGUAGAGAUCGAAUGCACAGGAUGGAACGGUAUCAAGGUCCACUGCAAGUCUCAGGUAUUCGAAGUCAAGAAGGGCCAGACCUUCCAGUCGGAUGACAGGGAUCUGGAGAUCAUGCUCGAUGUGCACGACAACCGAAUCAUUAUCCAGUGGCCUGAAAAGCCUCACUUCGGUCCCGUGUCGUCCGAUGAGGAAGAUGUGCCUUCACCAUCGAAGAGGCAGCGGGCUAUGAUGAGGCACUCGACACCCCCAAGUCCUAGUCCCGUUCAGAACCGGAGGAAGCCCAUGUCUCCAGUCUCUCCGUCGCCAGCUCUCCAGAGUCAAUUGCCCUCGUCACCGCCCCUCCUGACUGGCCGCCAUAUCACCGGUACAGUUGAGAUCUAUGAGGACCCCGAAUCUGGAGAGGACUCCGGCCAGAUCCUGGCUCAGAGCGACCCUACCCAGGCCACCCAGAUUUUGUCUCAGAACAUUCCUGCUUCUAAGUCACAAUCUCUGCUCGAAGAGGAUGCGAAGAGCUUCUCAGACGAUAACGAUGAAGAGAAUGAUCCCAUUGUUCAUUCAUUCGGCCCCUUUGGAGCCAAUUUGCAAGCCCGGAUGGCUUCAAUGAAUGCAUCCGACCCCAUCUCUCAUUCUACAGUCACUAGCCCCCGUCGUAUUGUGGAAGCGGCUGCUGCUACUUCCCCAGUCCGACCAAAGGCUGGCGUUGCAACUCUCGAAUUCGAUGUGAAGUCUCAUAUUAUCAACCAACUCGCAUACUCGCGCCUGUCUUCGACUCCCCUGUCCACAAUCUUAGGCAACCUACCUCGAGAUGCAGGUACUCUGACCAAGCGUGAGCUGCGCGAGAUUAUCAGCGAGACGGAGUGUAUUGGUGAAGUUACUCGUGAGGGCAAGGAUGCCGCUGGUAAAGCUUUGGAGAGCGAGUAUUAUUACGUCCCCGAGAAGGAUCAAGACGACUUCCGCAAGGCAGCUGUGGUCAACGAUUUGCGCAAGCCAGGUUUGCGGGCUUGUCGCAAGCAACACAAGGUAUACCUACUCUCCCAACUGCCGAUAGAGUGA